AUGGCGUUUUUUCCUUCUCUGACCAACUGCAGCACGUUGAAAGUUGUGAGCAUCAACAACAACAGAUUAGAAGGAUGGCUGCCGAUUACAGUAGGAAAUCUUUCAAAAUAUAUGGCUUAUUUUGGGCUCUCAGGAAAUCACAUAGUCGGACGGAUCCCUUCAGGUAUAGGGAACUUAGUUGACUUAACUUUCCUACACAUGGAUCGAAAUCAAUUCACUGGUGAAAUUCCAACUUCUUUUGGUAAUCUACGAAAGCUAGAGCAGUUUUCACUCUUUUCCAAUAGACUGUCAGGAAAAAUUCCAUCUUCUUUAGGAAAUCUGUCAAUGUUGAGUGUCCUUUAUUUAGAUGAUAACAAAUUACAAGACAACAUCCCUGCUAGUCUUGGAGGUUGUGAUAACUUGGUGUCGUUGGGCCUCUCUAGAAACAACCUCAAUGUCAGCAUACCAGAACAACUUUUCGGUACCACCUCUGUAUUAUUUUCACUGAAUCUAUCUCAUAACCAAUUUACUGGUUCCUUGCCUUCAACCAUUGGUAGUCUAAAAGGUCUGAGUGAACUGGAUGUCUCUUGUAACAUGCUGUCUGGUGAAAUUCCAACUAGCCUUGGAGGAUGCACCAGCCUCGAGGUCCUGCACAUGGAGGAUAAUUUCUUCCAAGGAUCUAUUCCUUCAUCAUUUAGUUCUUUGAGGGGAAUUCAAUUUCUUGACCUUUCUUGUAACAAUCUGUCAGGCCAACUUCCAAACUUUCUUGUGACAACCCCUUUCAUAAGUUUAAAUCUUUCCUAUAACAAUUUUGAGGGGGAGGUUCCGAGGAAAGGAGUUUUCACGAACGAGAGUGCAGUAUCAGUUGUUGGAAAUGACAAACUUUCUGGUGGAAUUUUGGAACUGCAUUUGCCUGAGUGUCCCAACAAAGAGCCAAAGAAGACAAAAAAUGUCUCAUCUGCAAUAUUUAUUGGCAAUCACAAUACCUUGCUCUUUAAAGCAACCGAUGAAUUUUCUACACCCAACUUGAUUGGAGUUGGUAGUUUUAGCUCUGUGUACAAAGGAAAGAUUGAUGAAUAUGGAACACUGGUUGCAAUCACAGUUCUUAACCUGCAACGCCGUGGAGCGUCUAAAAGUUUCAAAGAUGAAUGUGAAGCCUUGAGAAACAUUCGGCAUCGAAAUCUGCUGAAGAUCAUAACUUCUUGCUCAAGCAUUGAUUUUCAAGGGAAGAGACCUAUCGAUGACACAUUUGAGAAAGGCCCUAAUCUUCACAUGUUUGCCAAGAUGGCCCUGCCCGACCAUGUUUUGGAGAUUACAGACCCAGUGCUUCUAAGUGAGAGACACUUGGAAGUUGGAAAAUGCAGCAAGCACGAAGGAGUGCGUGCCUUCGGUGAAAAUUGGAGUGGCAUGUUCCAUGGAUUCACCUAG
Molecule: messenger RNA, 1407 nt
Organism: Populus euphratica (Euphrates poplar)
Lineage: Eukaryota; Viridiplantae; Streptophyta; Magnoliopsida; Malpighiales; Salicaceae
Product: putative receptor-like protein kinase At3g47110
Exons: 3
Coding region: 1-1407 (468 amino acids)
Biological process (GO): protein phosphorylation
Molecular function (GO): protein kinase activity; ATP binding; protein binding
Source: RefSeq, a predicted model, not a curated record